This is a messenger RNA of Dentiscutata heterogama, 540 nucleotides long. Lineage: Eukaryota; Fungi; Glomeromycota; Glomeromycetes; Diversisporales; Gigasporaceae. The record is from the annotation of a GenBank genome assembly.
AUGUCUUUAAUAAACAAGCCUGCUCCAACAGACCUAACUUUGAAAAAUCAAGACGGUGAAGAUGUUUGUCUUGGUGAUUUCGUUGGUAAAAAGCCUACAAUUAUAUUUUUUUACCCUAAAGACGAAACAUAUGGAUGUACUAAAGAGUUUAUUAUUCUUAGCAUAAGCUUGGCGAAACCAAUUUUAUCUCUGCCUAAACCGACAUAUCUACACAGUAUCAAUAUAAUGUCGGCCUGCUCUUUUCGUGACUCUCAUUCUGUUUUCUCUGAAGCUGGUGCAAUUGUGGUUGGUAUUUCUGCCGAUUCACCCGAAAGCCAUAAAAGAUUUGCAGAAAACCAAAAUUUACCAUACCAAUUAUUAUCUGAUCCAAAUGGCGAAGCAAAAAAAGCUUUUGGUGUUUCAGAUACCUUUGGUUUCUUACCUGGUCGUGUAACUUACCUCAUCAAUAGGGAGGGUAUCGUUCAGGAUGUCUUUAGUUCUCAACUUGAUUUCAAGGGUCAUGCUAAAAAGGCCGUGGAAUUCAUUAAAUCUCAUGCAUGA